This is a messenger RNA of Sebastes umbrosus (honeycomb rockfish), 1156 nucleotides long. It is a transcript of the gene cacfd1, whose product is annotated as calcium channel flower domain containing 1. The transcript has 5 exons. The record is from RefSeq and is a predicted model, not a curated record. Gene Ontology annotation, biological process: vesicle-mediated transport. Gene Ontology annotation, cellular component: membrane. Lineage: Eukaryota; Metazoa; Chordata; Actinopteri; Perciformes; Sebastidae. The coding region runs from base 468 to 977 and encodes 169 amino acids.
UCACCUCCCACAAUGCACCGCUCACAUCGGCUGAGCAGCCAGGAGGAGAACAACGGAGCAGCUACUUGGACCUAAACACCUAAACAAACAGCGAGGACAGCUAGAAGAUAGUAAAAAAAGGGAGUUUUUGGAUAGUUUUUGCUCAUUUUUAAGAUUGUAAGAGAGUUAAAGGACGAAUGCAGCGGUGAUAUCCACUCCUAGCGGCAGCUGGGUGGCGGUGCUAUUAGUAUCAGCUGUUAGCAUUGAGCUGCGUUCAAAGAGGCUGGUAAACAUCAGUUCAGCUGGACACAACACAGACAGACAAACAAAGGAAAGAAAAUUACUUUAAAGUUCAAAUUAAAACCUGGUAUUGCCGAUAGGGACACGCUGUGUCGUGAUAAACAAGUUAGCAGUCAUUAGCUAUUGUUAGGUCGUCUGAGGAUUGACAUCUGUAAAUACUGGAUAGCUUUUAGCAGCUAGAAAACACAAUGAGCACCGAGGCAGAGACUGCAGCGUCCACUAAAACCACUCCAGAGGAUGAUGGCAUGACAUGGUGGUACCGAUGGCUCUGCAAAAUAGCUGGAGUUUUGGGAGGAGUAUCCUGUGCCAUUGCAGGGGUGUGGAACUGUGUCACUGUGAACCCUUUAAACAUUGCUGCUGGAGUGUGGAUGGUGUUGAAUGCCUUCGUGCUGUUCCUAUGUGAAGUCCCAUUCUGUUGCCAGUUCAUAGAGUUUGCUAACGCAGUAGCAGCCCGUGCAGAUAAACUCAAACCUUGGCACAAGGCCCUCUUCUACUGUGGGAUGGCUCUGUUUCCCGUAUUCUUGAGUUUCUCCUUUACAACCUUGUUUGGAAACGGCAUCGCCUUCGCUACAGGAGUUCUGUACGGCCUCGCGUCUUUAGGCAAAAAGGGAGACGCAGUGACUUAUGCCAGACUGCAGCAUCAGAAACAGGGAGAUGAAGAGAGGAUGACAGAAACGGCAAACGGGGCUCCGGAGUGAAGUGUCUGCCUUCCCGACCCUCCCGUUCCUCUCUUUUCUUCAGUUCUUACCAUCCAUCCUACCUCUUCCUCCAUGCUCCUCUCCUCAUUCCCUUUUCUGUCACUACAUAAUUAUGGAGUUUAUUUAUUUACUUAAUCCGCUGCAUUCUUGUUGUCCUGACCUGAGAGUAUCCAAACAGA